AUGACUGAACCAAUUGAGCUCACUCUACAUAACGACUUACGUCUCGACCCUAAGCCGCACAACGGCCUUCUCACUUAUAAUCCGGUCAUCGAACUCUUUGCCGGUGCGGUUGGGUCGAGAACGCUCCAGAUAUGGCGGUCAAAUGGUCAAGCUGUUACUAAAAGUAGUCAACGUGGCGAGAGAGACACUGUCGAGGCUCUCCGCUGGAAAGCAGAUGGACAAUUUCUAGCGAUGCCAGUAUGCGAGGCGGGCAAGUCACGAAUCACCUGUAUCGGCUGGGCUCGUAACAACGCAGGGAAGCGUCAGAACCUAGCCUCGGAAUCUUCUACAGUAUCCUGGGAGGAUAUAAUAUCUCGCGAUCUUUUUCCAAGCAGUAGGAAGACCGCCGUAGACCUUCCUCGGGAACUUACGUUUCUCGAAGUCGAGAGCGCUCUGCCAAAGCUCAGCCCUUUACCCGCAUCGGGGGGUUCAGGGGAUGACUCCUUCGUAUUCACCACAAGGGCAUCGCUGGAGUUCCUAUUCCAACCCUUCGCUCCUCGUGACAGCGAUAACGUCGAUGUCAUGAUUGUUGGCACUGACGAUGGGCAAAUCCACGUUAGCAUAUAUAAUUCUUUUGUCAUUGGCACGUUUAAGUACGCUCUACCGCAGCCCCUUGGGAAGAACGUCACCCUACAGUUAUGCCAUCACGCCUCCCAUCCUGACUCGUCGACACAUAUGCUCGUGUUCAAGCCGUCUGGGGAAGUUAAGACGACAACUACUUAUCUCGUACCAAUAGACCUAACAUUCGUUCACUCUUCACCUGAGAAUUUAUCCUUACUAGCCUCAAAAACCACGACACUACAAAAGCUGCUGAGGUAUGUAAAACAAGUGCAGAUACAUAUGAUACACGAAUGGCAGUCGACCCGAGAGCUUCCAACUCGAUUUUUGAACAGCAUUAACGAGACGCUACGCGAAACUGGUAACUACGGGGAGAUGGGCAUCGGGCAGGCCUUAUAUCACACUGUGGUGACGGGCCAUACAUUCCCAGAAGUCCGGGAAUGGCUGGUCGACCAAUUGGCGGAGCGGGGUCAUAAACGGUGGGAUAAGGCUGUUUUGUCAGGCCUCCAUUCGCUUCGCAGCCUAGUGCACGAAAACUUCCUUCCGGCGCUCGAGCGCGUCGGUAUUAUCCUCAGCCGUUUAUUCGGCAUCGCGCGCUUCCACGAGUCAAAGGAGGAGCCCGGAUUCACCAGCGCGCAGAUUACCAGAGUCAUGGAUAUCGUGUCCUGCCUGAUGCUAGUAGGAAACAAGAUUCUACUCAUCGUCAUGGAGGAGCUGGAUCUGUUCCAGUCGUUUUCAAUCUGGCUCCGACACGAGAUCGACACACUGGCAGCUCCUUCGGCGGUAGAAGAGCUUUCCGAGAAAGAUGCAACAAUGGAGCACGGAAAGGUUCUUGCCUAUAUCCAACAGUAUAUGGCCGCGAGCCCCUUGAGGUACCAUCUCAGCAACGUUCCAGGUGAAAGUUCGGAUAGAAGUCGCCAGCAAGCUGAAGCUGGAAGCUCUCUAUUGGAACUCCUUAGUAAACAGCUAAAUAAACUAGACACUAAGCAGCCCGACGAAGAUGCGUUCGCCCAGGUCGAAUUCUUGUGCGGCUAUUUGGAUGGUAAGGCCAGUGCUAUCUUUGAAGGCAUCGCCGAGGCGGAAAAGCGAAGCGUGCGGUUCGGCCAGCCAACUGCUAUCGAACUGGACAGUAGCAUUGUGAAAUUCGAUGUCAUAAUGUCUGCUAUAUCUAAUACGAAUACGCCUCAGGCACCCACAUAUACAGCUCUGAUAACGGAAAGCGACGAGCGCAGCGUAUACAUAUUCCGAACAACUACGAGCGUGUUGAAUGGGAUCAGCGGCUCUGUCACGACCGAGGUCUCAUGCAUGGUCCUUGGCGAAGGGAAGGUUCUCGAUCUAAAAUUCUUAUACGACGAUAAUCUUCUCGUCUUAUGGGCGCAGAGAGGCCAACCACUACGGAUUAUCAGAAUACCACACAAAUCUAACGACUUAGGGUAUCGACCGUAUUACUCAGGAGACAAGGUAACGCCACACGUCCUCAGCAACGACCAAAUUACUAGCGCAUUUAUGAACGUGGUAGUACCCUGCGAGCCGAACUUCAUACCGGCCCAGAUGGAAGUGAGAGAAGCCAGUUCUGAGCGUGGCAAGGUACCUGUCAAGGUCUGUCUGCUUGGGAACGAUAUGCAGACAUAUAAAGUAUUUUCCUUGCCAGAGGACUUAUUCAAGCAGUUAACUACCUAA
Molecule: messenger RNA, 2277 nt
Organism: Daldinia childiae
Lineage: Eukaryota; Fungi; Ascomycota; Sordariomycetes; Xylariales; Hypoxylaceae
Product: Anaphase-promoting complex subunit 4
Exons: 8
Coding region: 1-2277 (758 amino acids)
Biological process (GO): anaphase-promoting complex-dependent catabolic process; protein K11-linked ubiquitination; positive regulation of mitotic metaphase/anaphase transition
Cellular component (GO): nuclear periphery; anaphase-promoting complex
Source: RefSeq, a predicted model, not a curated record